AUUCACCAUAUCGUCAUGCACUGAACACUGCCUUAUUAAAAUUGUAACAACGUGGUUUGAUCACAGAGUUAAAGAUUAAAUGGUGGACGCAGAAACGCGGGGGUGGAAAAUAUCGAAAAGCUGUCAAAGUAUGGCAGAGGAGCUGGAUCUUGACAACGUGGGUGGUGUUUUUCUAGUAUUAACUGUUGGUGUUGCUGUCUCCUUUUUCUACACCAUAUUCGAACUUCUGUGGGAGAUUGGUUGCACAUCUGUACGCGAAAAUAUUUCCUUCAAAGAAGAACUCAUGGCUGAAAUUAAAUUCAUCGUAAAAUGUGGUAGUACGUUAAAACCAGUAAGAAGAAGGAAAGGUUUUUCCAACGGAAGUGAAGAAGAUAGUACUCGAGGUUGCACUCCUACUUAUGGUUUUAUUCCAGCGAUCAGGAUACCCAAUUCUGAGGAUAAAUAAAUUUAUGUAUAAUGGAAUAUUUUAUUAAAUUACGAAACAUGUAAAUAAAUACAAUUUGAUUAAAUUUAUAAAUGUAGUAUUAAA
This is a messenger RNA of Osmia lignaria (orchard mason bee), 529 nucleotides long. Its product is annotated as glutamate receptor ionotropic, kainate 4-like. NCBI's taxonomy places the organism in Eukaryota, Metazoa, Arthropoda, Insecta, Hymenoptera, Megachilidae. The record is from RefSeq and is a predicted model, not a curated record.